Messenger RNA from Echinops telfairi (small Madagascar hedgehog), 3425 nucleotides. RefSeq names its product ribonuclease L (gene RNASEL). The transcript has 7 exons. Gene Ontology annotation, biological process: negative regulation of viral genome replication; mRNA processing; defense response to virus. The record is from RefSeq and is a predicted model, not a curated record. Gene Ontology annotation, molecular function: RNA nuclease activity; RNA binding; ATP binding. Bases 253 to 2532 code for a protein of 759 amino acids. NCBI's taxonomy places the organism in Eukaryota, Metazoa, Chordata, Mammalia, Afrosoricida, Tenrecidae.
ACAAGCCACCACCGUAUGACAAGUUGACAGACAAUUGGGGGAACAACAACUGUGAUUAAAACAAAAAAAGGUGAAAUGUUAGAAGCAUUGGACACCUCUGGCCCUGCUAGUCUUCCGUGAGAUAAUCCCUCACAGAAAGAAGCUUUCUCUAUCCUCACAGAGGUUUCUAAGUUCUACAGGCCUCUCUCAUCAAGGGCAAAGCAGGUAAAGUUUCAGUUUCACAAAGAAAAGCAAAAGGUGGCAUUUACCAUAAUGGAGAGUGAGAGCCGUAAGGGCCCCCAGGAGAGCCUCCUGUCAUCCCAGAGUGGGAAAUCUACCAUGAAGGACAAUCAUCAAUUGAUCCUGGCUGCUCGAACAGGAGAUGUGGAGAAGGCCCAACAAUUGCUAGAAAGGGGGGCUGAUGUCAACUUCCAGGACGAAUGGGGCUGGGCGCCCUUACACAACGCUGUGCAGAACGGCAAGGAGAACCUUGUGGACCUUCUGCUGCUCCACGGCGCCGACCCUCGUCUCAGGAAGCGCAAUGGGGCCACGCCCUUCAUCCUUGCUGGGAUUGCGGGCCAUGUGAACCUGCUCCAGCGUUUCCUCUCUUUUAAAGGAUCAGACGUCAAUGAGUGUGACUUCAACGGCUUCACGGCUUUCAUGGAAGCUGCUGCCUAUGGUAAAAUCGAAGCGUUAAGGUUCCUGCACGAAAGAGGAGCGGACGUGAACUUGCGCCGAAACCCAAAGGAGGAGCAAAAGAAGCUGCGGAAAGGAGGGGCCACGGCUCUCAUGGAUGCUGCGGAAAAAGGCCAGGUGGACGCCUUGACCAUCCUCCUGGACGAGAUGGACGCAGAUGUCAACGUCCGCGACAACCUGGGCAGAAACGCCUUGGUCCACGCGCUCUUGCGCUCUCGCGACGGGAAGCUGAGCGCCACCACCGGUAAGGCCAUCACCCGCGUGCUGCUGGACCGCGGGGCGGACGUCAGGGUGAGGGGCGAAGGAAGGAAAACGCCCCUGAUCCUGGCGGUGGAAGCCAAGGACGUGGACUUGGUGCGGCUGCUUCUGGAUCAAGAGCGAAUCGAAAAGAACGAGACGGACAGCGAAGGGCAGACGGCUCUGAUGAUGGCCGUGCGCCUGGGCCUGGGGGACACGGCCCGCUUGCUGUGCGCGCGCGGGGCCAGCGUGCACUGUGGGCCUCUGGUGAUGGAGGCCCUGCGGAAUCACGACAGUUCUCUGGCAGAGUUUCUGCGCAGUCAGGGCGCCACCGAGGACGUCCCGGUCCCUGCGGAGGACUGGCAACCUCAGAGUCCACGUUGGAGGGCCGCCCUGGAAAAACUCCACAGGAUACACCGCCCGAUGAUCGGCAAACUCAAGAUCUUUAUCGUGGACGAGUACAAAAUUGCUGACACCUCCGAAGGGGGCGUCUACCUGGGUUUGUACCAGGAGCAGGAGGCCGCUGUGAAGCGGUUCCGCGAGGAGAGCCCACAGGCUGAGAAGGAACUCCUGUGCCUGAAAGACAUCCGGUGGAACAGUCACUUGGUGACAUUCUGUGGGAGCGAGAGCCAAGGGGGUUGUGUGUACGUGUGCCUCGCCCUCUGUGAGCGAACGCUGCAGGAGCACUUUGCUCUGCCCAGCGAGGAAGCCGCUGCAGAACACGACGACCACCAGGAAGAUGAGUUUGCCAGGAAUGCCCUGCUGUCUGUAUUUAAAGCUCUUGAAGAACUACACCAGGUGUACGCCCACCAGGAUCUGCACCCACAAAACAUCUUACUAGAUUCUAAGAAUGACGUUCGGUUGGCAGACUUUGACAAAAGCAUCAAGCGAACUGGAGAUCCACAGGAAAUUGAAAAAGAUUUACAGGCCCUGGGCCGGCUGGUCCUGUAUGUGGUCAAGAAGGGAGGCGUUCAUUUUAAGGAGCUGGAGAUCCAAAGCGAUGAAGAGGUGUUUCAACGCUGUCCGGACGAGGAGAGUAGGGAUCUCAUUCGCCGCCUGCUUUGCCCUGGGGAAAACCAGCAGAGGCAACUGAGGAGCCUGCUGGACCACCCCUUCUUUUGGAGUUGGAAGAGACGCUACAGGACUCUCCGUGAUGUGGGAAAUAUAUCGGACAUCAAAGUGCAAAAGACGGAAAGCCACAUCCUGCAGCUACUGGAGCCAGGGCCAUCUGAACAGGCGACAAGUUUUGCUAACUGGACUGCUGAGGUUGACCCAAAUGUUAUGAGUAAAAUGAAUGGGUUCUAUGAAAGAAGGGAAAAGAGAAACAUACAAUCCAGAAGGAAUAAAAAGGUCCUGGUCUACCAGAACACCGUGGGCGAUCUGCUCCGUUUCAUCCGGAAUCUCGGAGAGCACAUCCACGAGGAGAAGAACAGAGAUAUCAAGUCGAUCAUUGGAGAGCCUUCCCGGUAUUUUCAGAAGACAUUUCCCGAUCUGAUGAUCUAUGUCUACACAAAACUAUACAACACAGAAUACAAAACCUACUUUUCCCAAACCCAGGAUCCUCACCAGUACAGAGACAAUGGAGUGAACGGCGAGCAGGGGAGAGGCCCUGAGUGCUGAGUAAGCCUUUCCAGUUCAGCGAUGAGUCGCUGGUUCGCUGCAUGUCCUCUGCAGGCUGUGACACCCUGGCCUCCACUACCGAGCCAAGUGGACAAUUGAGAGGCAGGAGUUGGAUAGGCGAUGCAUCAGUUCUUGGCAUGGUGGCACCUGACAAUCCAAUAACACCAGCUUAUACCCCAGGCACCCUAGGCCACUCUAGCAGGGAGAACCCUUGGGGGAGUGCCUUGGUCCUUGGUGCUGCCUGUGCUUCCUAAAUGAUCCCUUUUAGCUCUUCCAACCACCCUGCAAGAGAGGGUUUAGUAUCCCCACUUAAGAGCUGAGGGAGCUGAGGCUCAGAGUCUGAACUGCUCGACCAAGACCAGACAAUGUUUAUCAAGCACGAAUGAAUGGCUGUGGUGCUAUCUUGCCUCUCAACUGGGUGCCUGUGGACUAAACAACUGGCCUAGGACUUUUCUGGAUAAGACUCAAAAGGAAUUAGAGGAGCUCCAGGAAGUUUAUUCAUCCCCCCAACCCCCCUGUUCAUUCAGCACCUUGUCUAAUGAUCACAAUACUAACUGUACGGACCUCAUUCCUUCUGGAAUUGCCCACACUGGUUUUCCAUGGCCUUAAGGCAGAAGUUUCAACGGAGGGAAAUUUUGUUUGCCCCCACCUCCCCUGAGCUAUUAGCGAUGCCUGGAGACGUGUUUGGUUGUCAGACUGGGAUGGGUGGGGAUGCUCCUGGAAUGCAGUGAGCAGAGACUGGGAUGCCGGUAAUGUUCUAGAAAGCACACAGCAGCUUCCUGAGACAAAGAAUUCUUUGUUCAACAUGCCCACAGAACUAAGGGUGAGGAAUCUGCCACAAGGGGCUGGAAAGCCUCUUAGCUGACUGGGACCCCAGACGGUGGACGUGUGGA